UGUCAUUGUCUGUCUGUUGUCCCGCUGUCUGCGUACAAUAUUAUUAUUAUUAUAUAUACCAUUACUAUUACAAAGGCGAAAACAGUAUUUUGUUUAAUAAUAACAUCAAUAGUAUAAUAAAAAAUGUUUUACUUUUGAUAGUAUCUUGAAAAAAAAGAAAAAUCUAUUAAAUAAUAACCAUGUCGGACGCGAAUUAUAAUAAUAAUAAUAAUAAUAAUAACAAUAACAAUAAUUGCUUGGAUAAUAAUUAUUUUAAACGCCGUUUUCCUUAUCGAUGUCGUCGCCACCGCAGUUUUCAGUGACGAUCGCGUACCGCGACAAUAGACUGUCGUGAUUUUACCGCGAAAAUCCAAACUGAGAUAUUAUAGGAUAAUAUUUUUAACGAACGUCAUUACAAUAUUAUGAUGAUUAUGCUGGAUUAGAUUAGAUUAUGUUAUUAUUGUUUUUUUUCCUUAGUUCGACUCAUUUACCCGCCUCGGUAUCAAUAUAAUGAAAUAAAGGUUAAAUUUUUAUACAUUGUGCAGUUUGCAAAUUGUUAUCAUCGAUUUGAAACUAAAAUAUUACAAUACAUACAUCUAGAAAACGGACUUGCGAGGAACUGUUUCGAAAAAAAAACGCCAUUUCGAAUAAUAUAUUAAUUUAUUACUUCCUUUAUUUUGGCGGGACGUCCAAAUCAAAUUGCCCAUAGACCGAUAAAAAAAAAAAAAUGAUCGUCUAAUGUUUAAAAUUUACACGAAAUCAUCUUAAAAGAAAAUCGUCUUAGUUGUGUACUAUCGUAUGUUACUGUAGUUGAUCGUUUGCACACUGACCGUGAUUACACAGAUGCUCUGCCAGUCGUUGUCAGAAAGUGUUGAAAGUCUUAUCGUAAUACCUGCAAACGUUGUAAGAUGUAUUUUUUUAAAAAUUAUACGACUGCGCAGGGUACGGAAACGAUCCAUCGUGCUAUGGACGGCAUGGUAGAAGAAAAUGCAACCAACGGUUCAGUCGAUACGCUCGUGUCGCAGGGUUCCGGCAGUCCUAUCGUUGUCACUUCGGUGCAUUCUGUCAUUCAAGCAAACCAACAGUCGGUUAUACAGACUGCAAACCCCGGCACUAUGCUUACCAAAGGCAAUGUCAUUCUCUUAAGUAAACCUAACUCUGUCAUUCAAACGACGCAAGGCAAUCUACAAACUCUUCAGGUAGUCGUGGAAGCUGGGAGCGAUGAAAGCUUAUCUGCAAACGAAGAUAGCCCAAAACGAAGUCGACUCGAUGCUCUAACAAGGAGGCCAUCAUAUCGCAAGAUCUUAAAUGAUAUUGCAGGUGGUAAAGUCGAAUCUUCGGGUUCAGAUUGUGAUUCAAACCUUGAUAGUGAAUUAUCUUCAAAUUCUCUCUCUGCUCAUUAUCAAACAGUUUUACCAGUACCUAAUACCAUCCAGUUAAAUAGUCAAGGAGAAAUGCACAAUAUGCCGACAUUAACAAUGUCGAAUGCGACAUCGACUGGUGGUACCAUUUUACAGUACGCGAGUCAAGACGGACAAUUUUUCGUGCCUGUUGUCACCCAAGGAGGUUCCACUCUGAAUUCAAACUCUUUGGUACCUGAAGACCAAGUAAAAAAACGUGAAAUGAGGCUCUUAAAAAAUAGGGAGGCCGCAAGAGAAUGUAGGCGGAAAAAGAAAGAGUAUAUCAAGUGUUUAGAAAACCGAGUAUCCGUUUUGGAAAACCAAAAUAAAGCUCUAAUUGAAGAACUAAAAACUUUAAAAGAACUUUAUUGCCAAACAAAGACUGAAUAGAAAGGCUAAUCUAUAAGCAUCCGUGUGUGUGUUGAAGAAAAAUCAUACAGGAUUUGACAGUAAUUGCAUGCUUAACCGUGAUAUUUAAAAUUUUUAAAAAAAAUUCUUGUAUGCUCAUUUUGUACCAAAAAUUGAUAUUUUAGUUUUUUUGACUAUUUUUGGAAUUAACUUACUAUUAUAAGUAUGAUUGAAAAGGUUUAUUUUUUUGUUUUAUAACUACUACAAAGAAAUCUUAAGAAUGUCAAUUGGAAUUUGAUGUGGAUGGCUAAUUCCAACUGAACAGAAUUUUUAGCCACAAUGAAUUUAAACAUUUAAAACGCUGUUAGUGUUUGUUGAAUAUUAAUUAUUUAUUAUCGGCAAUAAUAGCAAAAAUUGUGUUAUAAAAAGUAUUUUUAAUUUAGCCAUUCUAGUCACCGCACCCGUUGCAAAUACGCUCUAAACGACUUACUCGUAUCUUAUAUCAUCUGUCAGUGCAGACAUUUUUUUCCUCUUGUGAUUUAUCGACUGAUUAGGACUGUUUAUUGUGUUUCUAUCGUAUGAACUGGUCUUUAGUCGAUAAAAAAGUCCUUUUGAUUAUUGACAAAUUACCUUACUUUUUAACCGUAUCUUCCUUAAUAUUACAAUAUUAAAAUUUUUAAAUAUCAUUAUUAUUUACAUAUUUAAAAAAGUAUUUUUUUUAUGUAGGUAAUUUAAUGGAAAAUUUUUUGUUUUUAAUUGACACAUCAAAAAGAUGAUUAGUUACCUGUAUAGUUCACAAGUAUAAAUAAUAAAUUAUGUAUAUUAUUAUAUGUAAUAUAAUAUAUAUUUUUAUUCUACUGUGUUCGAAAUAAUAGAUUUACUGUUAAAAUUAAAUUAUUGUAUUUUUAUCGAAAGUGAAAGAUGCUAAAUAAAUAAAUAUAUAUAUAUGUAUUUUUUUAAAUAAUUUUCCAGCUAUUUUCUCAUUAAACAUAUUAUUGUUAUUGUUAUUAUUUUUUUUGGCAACAAUAAUUUUUUAAAUUGCACUCAUACUAAACCCUGAGUAUAAAUAAUUAUUAAACUACUGUUACUUAUUAUCAAAAUAGUUAAUUUUCAUAAAAAGACCUAUGUAUGUUCAUUUUAGUAUGUAUCCAAAUACGAGCUUUAUAUAAUUUGUCUUCACGUAAUUUAUGCUUAUUUAAUAUUAUUGGAAUUGACUUUCAUUAAGGCUUAUCACUUGAAAAAUAAAACCUUGUUUAAAUUACUAUUGUUACUGUUUAAAAUGGAAUAAUGCAUUUUGUUAUUUGUAUGGGAUUUGGCGCCUCAAAAUCUAGAAGUCCAAUAUUUCACAAAUGCUGUAUAUGUACAUAAUUUAUUUAGUUAUGUUUUUAUUUAAUUAUUUUAUAAAUUUUGUAAAAUAAGCAUGAAUGUUGUAAUUUUAUAAUGUAUAUUUGUUGUCGAUUAAAGAAAAAAAAUAUUUAUGAAUAAAUUAUGUAUUGUUAAA
Adelges cooleyi (spruce gall adelgid) is the source of this 3228-nucleotide messenger RNA. It is a transcript of the gene CrebB, whose product is annotated as cyclic AMP-responsive element-binding protein 1. Lineage: Eukaryota; Metazoa; Arthropoda; Insecta; Hemiptera; Adelgidae. Bases 888 to 1769 code for a protein of 293 amino acids. Gene Ontology annotation, molecular function: protein binding; DNA-binding transcription factor activity, RNA polymerase II-specific; RNA polymerase II cis-regulatory region sequence-specific DNA binding. Gene Ontology annotation, biological process: regulation of transcription by RNA polymerase II. Gene Ontology annotation, cellular component: transcription regulator complex; nucleus. The record is from RefSeq and is a predicted model, not a curated record. The transcript has 7 exons.